Molecule: messenger RNA, 1419 nt
Organism: Plasmopara halstedii
Lineage: Eukaryota; Oomycota; Peronosporomycetes; Peronosporales; Peronosporaceae
Product: n-ethylammeline chlorohydrolase
Exons: 1
Coding region: 1-1419 (472 amino acids)
Molecular function (GO): hydrolase activity, acting on carbon-nitrogen (but not peptide) bonds
Source: RefSeq, a predicted model, not a curated record
AUGCCGCCACACCAGACCCCAGGUCCCGGCUGCAAGAAGAGCGUGGACCUUAUUAUCUUCGCAGCUCACGUGAUUCCUGUUGUUCCGCGCAAUGUAGUGCUUGCCAAUCAUGCAAUUGUUAUCAACGAUUCUCGAAUACUAGCACUGCUGCCUCAGAAUGAGGCUCAAAAGCUCUACAUUGGCACAGUGGAGCGUCAUCUGCCGAACCACAUUGUUACCCCAGGCCUCGUAAAUCUGCACACACAUUCGGCUAUGACGCUGCUGCGGGGACUGUCUGAUGACAAGCCGCUGCAUGAUUGGCUUACGCAGGACAUUUGGCCGACUGAGAGCGCAUUCGUUAGCCCCGACUUUGUUAAGGUCGGAAUGACACUCGCUGUCGCAGAGAUGCUACGUGGCGGUACCACUUGCUGCAAUGAUAUGUAUUUUUUUCCCGACCAGAUAUGUGAAGUAUUAGAGACAACAGGCUUUCGAGGAGCAGUGGGGCAGAUCGUCAUGGAGUUUCCGGGACCAUAUGGCUCCGGACCCGACGACUAUUUGAUCAAGGCAAAACCAAAUCUUGAAAAAUUUGCUCCUGGAUGCCAUGACCUCAUCACUGUGACUAUGGCACCUCAUGCGCCGUACACAGUUUCGGACAAAAAUCUGCAGCGAGCGGAUGCAAUAGCAAAAGAGCACGAGGCUCGAAUGCACAUCCAUCUCCAUGAAACAGAAAAUGAGUGUGUAGAUAGUGAAAAGCUCAAUCGUAAGUCCAUGACCUGUCAUCAGAGUGAUCAAAAUUUGCGUCCGUUGGCAAAUUUGAAGCGAAUGGGCUUGCUGUCUGAUCGUCUCAUUUGUGCCCACAUGACACAGCUCACAACCGAAGAGAUGAAAGACAUUGCUAGUGCUGGCGCCCACGUGGUGCACUGCCCGUCAUCUAACCUUAAGUUAGCGUCGGGUAUUGCUCCAAUCACAGCCAUGCUUGAGUGUGGUGUAAACGUUGGCAUUGGCACGGAUGGUGCAGCUAGCAAUAAUUCUCUUGACAUGUUUGGGGAAAUGAAACUGGCUGCCAUCUUGGCCAAGGCCCAGACUCUGAAAAGCUUUAGUGUACCUGCUGUCGAGGCGUUGCAGAUGGCUACAUUGAACGGUGCGCGUGCACUUGGCCUUGAGAAGGACAUUGGGUCUAUUGAAGUGGGCAAGCGUGCUGACAUUAUUGCUAUCGAGUGCGAUAGUAUCGAGAUGAUUCCCAUGUACAAUGCGAUUAGUCAUAUUGUAUACGUAGCUGGUCGUGAGCAUGUAUCGGAUGUCUGGAUUAAUGGCAAACACCUGCUUGCCAACCACAAGCUCACAACCAUUGAUGAAAAGUUAUUGAAAGAGAAUGUCCUUAAAUGGACGGCUAAAAUCUGCGCUCAUCGAGAGCAGCACAGUCAUUUUGUGAAAGAAUAA